CUUGUUAUUUACACUUAACUUAAACAUUUUAAUACUCUUCCAACUCUUAUAUCUCUAACUUUAUCAGACUUCAAGCCUCUACUCAUAUGUCUGAAUACGGUCAACUUCCAAGUCUCGAACGAAACCAAGGUUCAUGCAGCAGCAGAACUCCAAUGAGAAACCAUCAGCCUGAUACUAGUUCCUUCCUUAAUGAGAAAAGCAGAAAUUAUGAUGAUUGUAGCAGGACUAUUACCAACCCUGACAGAGCACAGAGGAUUAGAGAAGCCGAGAGAGACCUCAGAAAAUCAGUAUCUUCCAUGAUAAGGGAGAAAACUAAAUAACGAUGGAAAAAUAAAAAUUCAGGACUCUUAUAAUCCAUUAUUCAAGCCACAUGUCUAUUGCAACAAAUGGAAAAAGGACAAGAUUCCAAACAUGUAUGAUAUGAUUAAGAAAAGAGCAAUGCAGACUCCAAGUCCUGAUAAAUACUCUAAAGUUGAGUCAAUGAAGGUGCCUCAACAUUAUGCUGGCUUUUCCAAAGUAAAAAGAGCCUCGUACAUUGAUACAAUAAUGGCGGAAAAAUAAGAAGAUUCCAGGUCCAAAUAGCUAUAAGCCAAAAUACCCUAAAUCGAAAUGAACUUUAUUUGUCUCUAGAACUAGAGCAGGGAAUGCUUUCAUUGAUGAUGCUACUUACAGAGGACAACAAACACCUGGAAUCCAGAAUGUAAAAUAUACUUCUAUUGAGAAGAAACCGUAUGCUCACAAGAUUACAAAGUCAAAGAGAGGUAGCUUCCUUGAUCCAAUCACAAGGAAUAAGAGCUCACCAGGAGCAUGUAAGUACAAAGCAAUGGAGUCAUACGACGCCACUCAAAAGAAAAAGAUCUCCCUCUAUCUCCCAAAACAACCUAAAAAGACACUCACUGAUGAAGUACUCCGCACAAAGAAAACGGUGCCAGGCGUGGGCAAGUACUUAAGCUCUGAAAAAGAUGUGUACAAGUUCAUCAGUAAGGGAUCAGGCGGUAGGAGAGGAAGGUUUGGAUAGUAAAGAUUAAGUUCUUUGUGUUUUAGUGAAAGUUUCAAUAAUA
Moneuplotes crassus is the source of this 1061-nucleotide messenger RNA. The record is from the annotation of a GenBank genome assembly. Lineage: Eukaryota; Ciliophora; Spirotrichea; Euplotida; Euplotidae.